AUGCCAGAGCAUUCUGCAUUACAACGAGUUAAUCAGUUUGGUUUUCAAAACCAUUGUAUUGUUGCUUCUGUGGGGAAAGUGGAGGAUUGUGGUAAUUUUCAUGCUAUUGUUUCCGGUGAUGAAAAUUUUGGUGGUCUACCGGCUUUGAACUCAAACAUUCCAUACUUCAAUAACUUUAUAAAACCGAAUCAUCUAAUCGAUUUAGGAUAUAAGGGGCCUGCUUAUACAUGGACAAACGGAAGAGAUAUCGAGGGUUUAAUUCGUCAGCGUCUAGAUAGAGUUCUAGAAAAUCCAGAAUGGUGCACUGGCUUUCACAACGCGACAGUACUACAUCUACAUAGAAUGGAUGAGGAAGAGGAUAUUCAGUCGACGUUGAGAAAGCUUGGAUCUUUUCUAACUGAAUUGAAUCGUAGAAGGAUAGGUUGUGUCAAGCAUAAAAUAACUAUUCUGAAACCAAAAUUAUUAAUGAUACAAGCUUGGCGUCCAUCUUCAUCUAAUAUUCAAAAAGAAAAGCUGGUGGUUGCUGAACUUAAAAAAUAUCCUAUUAUGGAGGCAACAUAUUGGGAUCAGCGUAUGAAACGACAAUGGGCAAAGAGUGGUGAUCAGAAUACGCGAUACUUACACCUAUAUGUUCGAAAAAGACGUCGGACAAAAACCAUCAUUCAUCUUCUAAAGGAUGAUCAAACGUGGAUGUCAGAUCAAGGGGAAAUAUCACGUCAACUUACACAUCACUUCCAAACAUUAUUUCAAGAAACAACUUCGCCAGAUCCUCCUCAAUUCAUCAUUCAGGGUCAUGCAGUUUUUAACCUGGAUAAUGAUGUAUUAUGUAAUCAAGAUGGGUUCUUUCACUUCACCAGGACCGGAUGGUUAUUCUCCCAUGUUCUGCAAGAAGUGUUGGGAUACGGUUUGUAA
Messenger RNA from Papaver somniferum (opium poppy), 912 nucleotides. RefSeq lists its product as uncharacterized. The transcript is spliced from 3 exons. The record is from RefSeq and is a predicted model, not a curated record. The coding region runs from base 1 to 912 and encodes 303 amino acids. Lineage: Eukaryota; Viridiplantae; Streptophyta; Magnoliopsida; Ranunculales; Papaveraceae.